Messenger RNA from Telopea speciosissima, 780 nucleotides. RefSeq names its product peptide chain release factor PrfB3, chloroplastic-like. Gene Ontology annotation, biological process: translational termination. The record is from RefSeq and is a predicted model, not a curated record. Lineage: Eukaryota; Viridiplantae; Streptophyta; Magnoliopsida; Proteales; Proteaceae. The transcript is spliced from 3 exons. The coding region runs from base 102 to 746 and encodes 214 amino acids.
UGCGGGAGCAGACAUCAUCGGAAAUUCCUUAAUUUUCGGCUAUGGCAAUGUGAAGAAAGAAAGCUGUGUCACUGUGAGCUUUCUGUGUUUUGGCGGCAAAAAUGGUACUGGAAGGGAUAACCUUGGGAAGAACUACUGUAACUCCAUUCCGGUUGAACUGGGGAGCUUUAAAAAGAAUACAGUCUCAAGUUGUCUCUUCAACUACUCGAGCUUCUCAGUCAAUGGAGGACAAGGACAAGGUCUACAAAGAAUUGGGGUUGUUUUCAUUAAGAAAGAAGAUUGAAGACGCAGUCCUCCGUGCUGAAGUUCUGGCAUCAAAAGCAUUGGAGUCGGAAGAAGCAAAACAAAUCAAGCAGGAACAGAUGAUUCGUGAAUAUAACCUUUGGGAUGACCUUACUAAAUCAAGCAAAAUUCUUUUUGAGUUAGCUGAUAGUACCAAAGUGGUGGAUGCUCUCAGAGACGUGCGAUACAAGGCCGAAGAAGCCAAACUGAUUACACAGCUAGCAGAGACAGAUGCCAUAAACUCCAGGCUUUUCAAGCAAGCAUAUAAAGCCUCUGUAGAUAUGAGCAAGUUCUUGGAUCGAUAUGAGAUGUCCAAGCUUCUUGGUGGACCAUAUGACAUGGAAGGGGCUUGUGUGACUAUUCAAGCCGGACCUAAAGGUGUCUAUCCUGAGGUUUGGAUAGCAUGUUUUACCCUUUCAUUUAAACAUUAUGGCACUGAAGAAAACUCUGCUUUAAAGAUUUAAAUAUUUGUUUUUGAUGAUCUCCAUUUUCUUGUGU